Messenger RNA from Babesia microti strain RI, 966 nucleotides. Its product is annotated as pantetheine-phosphate adenylyltransferase. Gene Ontology annotation, molecular function: catalytic activity. The record is from RefSeq and is a predicted model, not a curated record. The transcript has a single exon. Gene Ontology annotation, biological process: biosynthetic process. Lineage: Eukaryota; Apicomplexa; Aconoidasida; Piroplasmida; Babesiidae. Bases 1 to 966 code for a protein of 321 amino acids.
AUGGCUAAAAGUGAACUAUAUGACUUUGCAGUUGAAGCUGGGCAGUCGACUGAUGAUGAGGGAGGUGAGAUAGAUGUGGAUGAGGGCGUGUUAGGUGGAAUAGACGCUAAGUGUGACAAUGGAAUUGUCAGUUACAAAUGCAGUCAUUUAUGCAUGCAAUAUAUAAGGUCCAUAGUAAGCAAGUUAGUUAGUCCCGCCUAUAAUCACAACUCAUUCCAUCUUCGGCUCCGCAACCCCUCUUCACUGCAUGACAUUCGGCUCCAAGGCCUUGUAAAAUCGCUAUACGAUGAGCUAUCUGCCUCUAGGUUUGAAAAACUCAAGCAUGGGUUUCAGGUUCUCCCGCACAUUUCAUGCCCUAGCACUUUUAAUACAGGAGCCAGCGAAACUGACGAGGAAUGUGGUAGAAUACCGCAUAUUAUGGCAGAAAUUGGAUAUGCCAAUAGAUUGGAAAAUGUCAUGUUUGGUGGGACCUUCGACAGAUUGCAUUAUGGGCACAAAUAUACGAUUUUAUGCUCGUUCAUGAUGGCCAAAUCGCACUUGUAUUUGGGAAUCAGUAAAUCACACCAACUCACCGCUGAUAAGUUGUAUGGUCAUUUAAUUCAACCAUAUCACGAACGGCUCUAUAAUAUACAAAAGUAUAUCACUGAUAUUUCGGACCUCACCAGUACGCCUGUUAAAAUCAGCGUAUUUGACCAUUAUGUAGAGCCACAGCAGUUAACCCCUAGAGUAGGUCAGCUGCAAAUUGUAAUUUUCCCCAUUUUGUCGCCUAUAUUCCCUGCGGAAAUCGCAAACUCUGAGUUUGUCCUCGUGGUCACUGAGGAUACGUUCAAAGGCGGAAGGGCCGUCAACGACGCCAGGAAGCGGCGCGGUUUGCUCCCUUGGCCAUUGGUUCAAUUGCCUCUGGUUGGAAUCCCAGUGAUUUCAAGCACCAAACUUAGAGCCCCUGAAGCUGUGCAUUCCAUCUAG